Molecule: messenger RNA, 1836 nt
Organism: Lasiosphaeria miniovina
Lineage: Eukaryota; Fungi; Ascomycota; Sordariomycetes; Sordariales; Lasiosphaeriaceae
Product: major facilitator superfamily domain-containing protein
Exons: 5
Coding region: 1-1836 (611 amino acids)
Biological process (GO): transmembrane transport; basic amino acid transport
Cellular component (GO): fungal-type vacuole membrane
Molecular function (GO): basic amino acid transmembrane transporter activity
Source: RefSeq, a predicted model, not a curated record
AUGGCUGCUGCUGCUGCUGCUCUCGACGCAGGGCCGCGGCUGCGACAUCCCGGCGGUGACGAUGAUGGCGCCAGCAUCUCGACCUCGGCGUCGGCAGCGGCCACGGCGACUGAGGACACGCCACUGCUGCGCUCCGAGACGGCCAGCUCCCUCACGGCCCGCGACGCCUCGCCCGCGCCGCUGCUACCGCCGCCUAUCGGCAUCGUCGGCGACGGCGACGGCUUGCCGCCUGGCUACGCUAUGGGCCGCGGCCAGACGGUUUGCAUCGUCCUGAGUAUGUGGGCGCUGAUCUUUUUGCAAGCCAGCAAUAUGAGCGGCAUCACGACGACGCAGUCGACCAUCGCGGCCGAUCUCGACGCCUACGAGUACGCCAUGUGGUUCACGUCGGCGUACAUGAUCACGGCGUCAUCGGUCACCCCGCUGGUCGGCCGCCUGGCCAUGAUCUUCUCGUCGGGCCCCAUGAUUUUGUUCUCGGCCCUUUUCUUCUCUGUCGGCGCCCUCGUCACCUCGCAGGCCCAGAGUUUCGUGGUUUUCAUCCUCGGUCGCGUACUCGUCGGCGUCGGCGCCGGCGGCAUCAUGACCCUCUCCCUCAUCCUCGUCAUCCAGCUCACCUCGAAGCGCCGCAGGGGCCUGUGGGUGGGCCUGACCAAUGCCGGCUUCUCUAUGGGCGUGUCGACCGGCGCUGUCGUCUUUGGCGCCCUGCUGCCCGUGCUGGGCUGGCGAGCCCUGUUCUGGGCCCAGAGCCCCAUUGGUGUCCUCGCCGGCUUUGGCGUCUACUUUAGCAUCCCUCCUAUGGCUGCCCAAGGAGCAUCCAAGGACAUGACAACGCGCCAGAAGCUCGCCCGUCUCGACUACGCCGGCGCAGUCACCCUGACUCUCACUAUCGUGCUCUUUCUGUACGGCCUCUCGGGCACGAUCCAGAUGCUUCCCAUCGCCCUGUCGCUGGUCACGCUCGCCCUCUUCAUCCUGAUUGAGUCGAGCUUCGCGCUGGACCCCAUCAUCCCGCUCACGGUGCUCAAGGACCGCGGCAUCCUGCUGUCGUGCUUCUCGCAGCUGGGCUUCAUGGCCGCGCGCUGGACCGUGCUCUUCUACGCGCCCGUCUUCGUGCUCGCCGUGCGCGGCCUGUCGCCCGCCGUCGCCGGCUCCAUCCUGAUCCCCACUAAUUUGGGCUUCGGGCUCGGCGGGCUCGUAGUCGGCUUCUGGCACAUCCGCCGCGCGGGGUCCUUCUGGGCGCCCUCGCUGGCCGGCCUGCUCUUUUUUGCUCUGUCCGUCUUCGCCCUCUCCUUCGUCGGCACCGCCACCGCCUCCCUCCCGCUGUACGUGCUGGUCGUCUUCGCCAACGGCCUCGCCACCGGCGCCGCCCUCAACUACACGCUGGCUCACCUGCUGCACCUCUCGGCGCCCGAUACGCACUUCAUCGUCACGGGCCUGUUGUCCACCUUCCGCGGCUUCGCCGGCAGCUUCGGCACCGCCAUCGGCGGCGGCAUCUUCGUGCGCAGCCUGCGCGCCGCCCUCGCCGCCGGCUUUGAACGUCUCGACGACGGCCACCUCUCCGACACCCACGCCAAGCUCAUCACCGUCCUCGUCGGCAGUCCCGCCGCCGUCCAGGACAAGGACCUGCUGUCGCCCGCCGAGCGCCUCGUCGCCGUCCACGGCUACGAGCAUGCCCUCCGCAUCCUCUACCACACCACCGCCAUCGUGUGCGUCCUCGUCAUCGCCGUCCAGGCCGGCACCGGCUGGGCCCUGCCGCCCGCGGUCCAUGUGCCCCCGACGCGCGCCGAAGAGGGCGAGAUUGAGGAGGCUAUUCUGGAGCAUGACGGCACCAUGGAGGCUUGA